AUGGCCUCAACCAAUGCACAGGUCCCGAGUUAUGAUGAAGAAGUCGACUUCCAAGCGCUGGCGAUGAUUGAUCCCGGGUUUGCCAAAUUCUAUGAUGACGCAAACGGACACGUCGAUUUUCAAGAUCCAAAGGCAUUGCAGCAACUCACAAAAAGUAUCUUGAGACGAGACUUUAAUCUCGAGCUUGACCUGCCCGAUGACAGAUUAUGUCCUCCGGUCCCCGUCAGGUACAACUAUAUUCGAUGGCUCCAAGAGUUGAUGGACACAACCAGCGAUGUCGAUAUUGAAGAUCCCUCCAAGCAAAAAGUCACUGGCUUGGACAUUGGCAUUGGUGCAUCAUGCAUUUACAGCCUGCUGGCUUGUUCCUCACGACCAUCCUGGAAUAUGCUUGGUACUGAUAUCGAUCCCCAAAACUUUUCAUACGCCAAUGGGAAUAUUGAAAGAAACAGAUUGGACGAGAGAAUCCAAACGAAGCUAAAUACUGCUCAAGACGUGUUGAUUUCACCUCAAGCAUUUGACCUCGACAGACUCGAUUUUACUAUGUGUAAUCCGCCCUUUUAUUCAAGCGCUGAAGACCUGGCAGUCUCGAGUGCAGGGAAGUCCGGCCCUCCUAGUGCCGUAUGCACAGGCGCAGAAAUCGAGAUGAUAUGUCCCGGAGGCGAUGCCGGAUUUGUGCUGCGUAUGGUUGAGGAGAGCAGGGAACUGAAAGAUUGUGUCAGAUGGUACACGAGUAUGCUCGGAAAGCUCUCUAGUGUGCAUCAAGUCAUCGAUCGACUCAAGGAGAUUGGCGUCAACAAUUGGGCUGUUACACUGCUUCGAGCAGGGAACAAGACUCGGAGGUGGGCUGUAGGAUGGAGCUAUGGAGAUAGGAGACCGAGUAACGUGAGUAGACUGCGAAUUUUGACUUGUAGCUAUGGUACUAACAGAUACAGGNCGGUUGCCAGAGGCAGUGAUGUCGGCACUCACAUUCUGCCAUACCCAACAGCUCAAACCAUUCACACCAUCGGAUUCACGAGGCAAGAAGCAGCUGAUCUGCUCAACAAAAUUCUGCAGGCGCUCGACAUACAGUGGUCCUGGCAGUCUAAGAACUGGGCUGGUCAUGGUAUUGCUACUCAGAACGUAUGGUCACGCUCAGCAAGACGUAAGCGCAAGAGAGUAGAGAUGGACCAGGAGGACGGGCAUGGAGCAACAGUACAAGGCGAGGUGAUCAAACCUACAGAUCCGGUCAAGGUCUCGUUGAAAUUCGAUAUUGAAGUGAAAGAGGGCGACAUGGAAGUUCGCUGGCUCCAAGGAAAAGACAACAUCCUCUUCGAAAGCUUCUGCGGCAUGCUGAAGAGAUCUAUGAAGCAGAAGUAA
Messenger RNA from Aureobasidium uvarum, 1356 nucleotides. NCBI's taxonomy places the organism in Eukaryota, Fungi, Ascomycota, Dothideomycetes, Dothideales, Saccotheciaceae. The record is from the annotation of a GenBank genome assembly.